Messenger RNA from Bacillus rossius redtenbacheri, 3875 nucleotides. RefSeq names its product thioredoxin reductase 1, cytoplasmic-like. Gene Ontology annotation, cellular component: cytosol; mitochondrion. The record is from RefSeq and is a predicted model, not a curated record. Bases 99 to 1880 code for a protein of 593 amino acids. The transcript is spliced from 12 exons. NCBI's taxonomy places the organism in Eukaryota, Metazoa, Arthropoda, Insecta, Phasmatodea, Bacillidae. Gene Ontology annotation, biological process: cell redox homeostasis; glutathione metabolic process; cellular response to oxidative stress. Gene Ontology annotation, molecular function: flavin adenine dinucleotide binding; thioredoxin-disulfide reductase (NADPH) activity; glutathione-disulfide reductase (NADPH) activity.
CUGACGAGAUUUUUUGCAUCAUUAAUCUGUGGCGUUGAUCUGUGGAUAGGACAAUGUGUGGAGCUUCGGUAUUUUGAAUUGUUUGUGCUAAUAUUGUGAUGUUUCGAAAAAUUGUAGACAAAUUCAUUAAUGAUAAUGGAAUUUUUAUUUUUAGUAAAUCUUAUUGUCCGUACUGUAAAAAGGUGAAGGACCUAUUCAGCGAAUUGGCAGUUCAGUUUGGAUCUGUGGAAUUGGAUCAAAUUGAAAAUGGUAACGAAAUCCAAGCAGCCCUGUACGAGAAGAGUAAACAGAAAACUGUUCCUAAUGUGUAUAUUAGUGGUCGCCACAUGGGAGGCUGCAGCGAUGUGGUAGAAGCUCAGGCCUCAGGAUUGUUGCAAGAUCUUCUUGACGCUCUUCGCAUUGGCCAGAAGUAUGAGUACGACCUGGUGGUGCUGGGAGGUGGCUCAGGUGGACUGGCAGCUGCUCAGGAGGCUGCAGCAUUUGGCCGGAAGGUCGCAGUGUGCGACUUCGUCGUUCCUGCGCCAUCUCCAUUCCGCACCGUUUGGGGCCUUGGAGGGACAUGCGUAAACGUUGGCUGCAUUCCAAAAAAACUGAUGCACAAUGCUGCUCUGCUGCAUUCUGAGCUUGCUGCAGAAGCACCUUAUUUUGGUUUCAAAAACCAUCAGCAGGUUUCACAUGGAUGGACUGAAAUGAUUGAAAAUGUGCAGCGCUAUAUUGGGACCUUGAACACUGCUUACGAAACAAGUCUGGAGAAAAAGAAAAUAGACUAUAUAAAUGCAUUUGCAGAGUUUGUUGAUCCACAUAAGUUAAAACUAACAGAUGCAGAAAAUUUGUCACGGGAAAUAACCAGUAAGAAGUUCAUCAUAUCAGUUGGUUGCCGUCCUCGAUAUCCUGACAUUCCUGGGGCCAAGGAAUUUUGCAUCACCUCAGAUGACUUGUUUUCUCUGAAAACACAUCCUGGAAAAACUUUAAUUAUCGGUGCCUCUUACAUUGCUUUGGAGUGUGCAGGAUUCUUAGCAGAACUUGGAAUAGAUUGCACAGUGAUGGUGAGGUCCAUUUUUCUACGUGGUUUCGAUCAGCAGAUGGCAAACAUGGUGGCAGAUACUCUAAGUGCAUGUCAUGUUAAAUUCAUUCAAGACACUGUACCUGUGAAAAUAGAAAAAUCUAUUGAUAAUUCUUUAUGCUUGAAAGUUACUGGUAUUAAAGGAGCUGACCAAAGUUCCAUUGAGCUCUACGUUGACACUGUCAUUUUUGCCAUCGGAAGAGAUGCUUGCACCAAAAGUCUGGGUUUAGGGAAUGCAGAUGUGAAAAUAAAUGAAAAGAAUGGCAAAAUAAUAGUCGACGAGGCAGAGCAAACUUCAGCCCCUGAUAUAUUUGCAAUUGGUGAUGUGGCCGAUGGGAAACCGGAAUUAACACCUGUUGCAAUAAAAGCUGGAAGACUUCUUAUGCAGAGGCUGUGUGGUCGCACAAAGGAGCUGAUGGACUACACAAAUAUCCCGACAACUGUCUUCACACCGUUGGAGUACGGGUGUAUUGGUCUGGCAGAGGAGGAUGCUGUUGCGAAGUUUGGCCAAGACAAUAUCGAAGUGUACCACAGUAAUUUCCAGCCUUUGGAGUUCAGCCUCUCGAAAAAAUUACUUAACAAGUCAUACGCCAAGCUGAUUUGUGUGAAAAAUGAAAAUGAAAGAGUUGUUGGAAUUCAUUAUUUGGGUCCAAACGCUGGUGAAAUAAUUCAGGGAUAUGGCAUAGGAAUCAAGAUGGGUGCAAAGAAAUCUGAUUUUGACAGUUUGGUGGGAAUCCAUCCAACAAGUACUGAAGUGUUUACAACAAUGAACAUAACUAAGUCUUCUGGUGUAAGCAGUACAAAAACUGAAUGCUGAAGUUAAAGUCUGCCUAGGCUUAUACAAGAGUUGAAACUAAUAGCUUCCAUGCUAUUGUUCAUUUCUUAAAGCUGUGGCAAUAAUCUAUGACAAUAAUCAAUGGGUUAAGCUUAUAGCACUAUGACGACUUUGACCGGAACCUUUACCAGGAGGUCAGUGUCUGAUGUUAACCUUUGAAUAUGUUGCCUUGUUAGGUAAUUUUAAUUGUUACUUACCAUACAUGUAUUAGUAAUUUGUAGCUUUUUAAUGUGAAUGGCUGGGCGUUACCUUAUUCAUUGUAAGUGAAUUGUAUGACGCGAAUUUUUUUUUAAAAUUGAUUUCAAAGGUUGCAUUGGAAUUUAAUUGAAUAUAGAAGUAGCAAGCUCUUGAUUCAUGUAUGUUUUGAGUGACGGAGCUUAUUCAUUAUAAGUUAAUUGAAGAAAUUUUGUAAUUGAUUUCAGAAAAAUGUUGCAUUGAAAUUUAAAUGAAUAUAGAAGUAGCAAGCUCUUGAUUCAUGUAUGUUUUGAGUGACGGAGCUUAUUCAUUAUAAGUUAAUUGAAGAAAUUUUGUAAUUGAUUUCAGAAAAAUGUGCCAUUGAAAUUUUAAUGAAUAUAGAAGUAGCAAAGUCUUGAUUCAAGUAUGUAUUGAGUGAUAGAGCUUAUUCAUUGUAAGUGAAUUGUUUGAAGAAGAAUUUUUGUAAUUGAUUUCAGAAAAAUGUGGCAUUGAAAUUUAAAUGAAUAUAGAAGUAAAAAGUCUUGAUUCAAGUAUGAAUUGGGUGAUAGAGCUUAUUUAUUUAUUGUAAGUGAAUCGUUUGAAGAAGAAUUUUGUAAUUGAUUUCAGAGAAAUGUUACAUUGAAAUUUAAAUGAAUAUAGAAGUAGCAAGCUCUUCAUUCAUGUAUGUAUUGGGUGACAGACCUUAUUCAUUGUAGGUGAAUUGUUUGAAGAAGAAUAUUUGUAAUUGAUUUCAGAGAAAUGUUGCAUUGAAAUUUAAAUUAAUAUAGAAGUAGGAAGCUCUUGAUUCAAGUAUGUAUUGGGUUACAGAGCUUAUUCAUUGUAAGUGAAUUGUUUGAAGCAGAAUAUUUGUAAUUGAUUCCAGAGAAAUGUUGCAUUGAAAUUUAAAUGAAUAUAGAAGAAGCAAGCUCUUGAUUCAUGUAUGUUUUGAGUGACGGAGCUUAUUCAUUGUAAGUUAAUUGUUUGAAGAAGAAUUUUUGUAAUUGAUUUCAGAGAAAUGUGGCAUUGAAAUUUUAAUGAAUAUAGAAGUACAAAGUCUUGAUUCAAGUAUGUAUUGGGUGAUAUAGCUUAUUCAUUGUAAGUGAAUUGUUUGAAGAAGAAUUUUUGUAAUUGAUUUCAGAGAAAUGUUGCAUUGAAAUUUAAAUGAAUAUAGAAGUAGCAAGCUCUUGAUUCAUGUAUGUUUUGAGUGACGGAGGUUAUUCAUUAUAAGUUAAUUGAAGAAAUUUUGUAAUUGAUUUCAGAAAAAUGUGCCAUUGAAAUUUUAAUGAAUAUAGAAGUAGGAAGCUCUUGAUUCAAGUAUGUAUUGGGUUACAGAGCUUAUUCAUUGUAAGUGAAUUGUUUGAAGCAGAAUAUUUGUAAUUGAUUCCAGAGAAAUGUUGCAUUGAAAUUUAAAUGAAUAUAGAAGAAGCAAGCUCUUGAUUCAUGUAUGUUUUGAGUGACGGAGCUUAUUCAUUGUAAGUUAAUUGUUUGAAGAAGAAUUUUUGUAAUUGAUUUCAGAGAAAUGUGGCAUUGAAAUUUUAAUGAAUAUAGAAGUACAAAGUCUUGAUUCAAGUAUGUAUUGGGUGAUAUAGCUUAUUCAUUGUAAGUGAAUUGUUUGAAGAAGAAUUUUUGUAAUUGAUUUCAGAGAAAUGUUGCAUUGAAAUUUAAAUGAAUAUAGAAGUAGCAAGCUAUUGGUUCAAGUAUGUAUUGGGUCCAGAACUGCAGAUAUUUCAUACAGUUAAUAUUAGAAACAUUAAGAUUGUAUUAAGCUACUUAAAAAUGUUUAAAUAAAAUAUUUUGACUUGA